Molecule: messenger RNA, 1387 nt
Organism: Zeugodacus cucurbitae (melon fly)
Lineage: Eukaryota; Metazoa; Arthropoda; Insecta; Diptera; Tephritidae
Product: odorant receptor 1a-like
Exons: 5
Coding region: 230-1387 (385 amino acids)
Biological process (GO): sensory perception of smell; detection of chemical stimulus involved in sensory perception of smell
Cellular component (GO): plasma membrane
Molecular function (GO): olfactory receptor activity; odorant binding
Source: RefSeq, a predicted model, not a curated record
UGCAUUUCACGUAAGCGUCAAAACAGUAUAAAAUAUUCUGCGCCCCAUUUAUGAAAUUAUACACUUUCGCAGCAAAUAGAUGGGCGUCUAGACGUAAUGAACCCCACAAACAACAUGAGGGCAGCGCAUAGUUGUAUGUGCAAAAUAUUCUCACUCAUAUAAAAGCAAUGGAACAUCCAAGUCCUGGAACAUUUCUCAACAUUUCAACAAAGUAUUUGUACAAAUCAGAAUGUACAAAUAUCUGCGCAUACAACAUUUUAGCUUUCAAGUAAUUGGCAUUAACUUGUGGGCUCAACGGGAUCAGCGCAUUAUGAGUGCACCCUGUAGAUACUGUUGCUGGACAUUGGCGACCGCGAUUAUUACGCUCCUCAUGGGCUGCUAUAUUUACACCAGCGAACAGGAUAAGGCGAUUCAGGUGUUGACGGUAUUUCUGCAAGGUGUGCUCUCUGUGAUCAAGAGUGGCAUGUUUGUAGCGAGGGGAAGACGCUUUAUAAAGCUUAUACGAAGUUUAGAUACGCUAGCCGAUGAAGAGAAUGUAAAAAAAGGAAAUGAAUGGAAACAGGAGAAUGAUUGGCUACAGCGCAUCGUGCGUGUAUACUAUAUUUGCUGCACAACCACAGGCACCCUGUACUGUACAGUCCCAGCUGUUAUACUACUAUAUAGCCGAUGUUUCAAAAAUCAUAAUGUGUUCAUACUACCCUUCGAUGCAGCCUUUCCCUUCGACACUGGUCACCCAUUCUUCUACACCGUCUCAUAUAUUUGGUGUAUCUCUUUCAUCGUCUACGCCAUACACGCCAUCGUCGCAAUGGAUUCGUUAUUCUGUUGGUUCAUCUUCAACAUUUCGGCACAUUUUCGCAUGCUGCAGCGCGAAAUCGAAGAUGUGGCCACGACAUCAGUCGGUUCAGAAGACAACUCUCGCUUACACAGCAGAAUCACACAAAACUUGCACUAUCAUCGUCGCAUCAUCGAGUUAUCAACGGAAUUCGACGAACUCUAUGCGCCCAUCGUGUUUAUUGAGAUCUCCGUUAGCUAUCUGAAACUUUGUUUCAGCGCAUAUAAUCUUAUCAAUCUGGGUGACAUAUCCGGGUUACCGGUGAUUGCUGUAGGUCUGGUCACGAUAACUUUCCAGCUGUGCAUUUAUUGUUUUAGUGGCGAGAAAAUAAAAAAUGUGAGCGAAGCGGUUUCAGAUCGUAUUUAUUUAUCCUUUCCCUGGGAAUGUGUUCCUCCACACAUAAGACGUUUGCUACUUUUUCCACUGAUGCGCGCACAACGUGCCACCACUUUAACGGGAUUUCUCUUUAUUGUCGACCACAGUCUACUUGUAUGGAUAUUUAAAACGACCGGUUCCAUUAUAGGAUUUUUGUCGGCUACAAAAAGUGAAAACUGA